CCAUAUUUUUCGUGUUUUCCCCCGAGUGUGUGGGAGAUUGUUGCGCCUUCUGCCGAAGAUUACGGGCCAGUGCGUACUAGGAUCGGUCUCUGCGCACACUGUCUUCCUCGAUAAUGAGUGACACUCAUCAUUGCGGUUGACAGUAACCCCUUUGCAAUAAUUUCGUAGUCAUUUCCCCUAGUCAUUACAAUGCUGACUAUCAUUAGCGCAAAGUAGAGUAAGCGGGGCUCGUGCAGCCCACUGUUACUCCCCGGUGCACAUAAGUCUUAUCGGUGAACGACUUGGAAGAUUGUGCAGUUUUUCUAGUGCAGUGAUAACAAAAAUCCAUAGUUACUCGGGAUUAAAUGCAGGCCCUCGUCGUCAGCCUGCAUUUAUCAGUGUUUUGAGCUGAAGUUGGUGUCGAUGAAGGGGAGAGUUGCAUUUCUGGAGGGUCAGGGGGCCGCGGAGUAGACUGAGGCAAGUCCUUUGUUCUCGUCUGCUCUGUUCUGCGUCUCGUUACACUGUUUACUGCAUGGCUCGAUCAGAAUAGUCAAUUUCUUGAGACUGAGGAUCACGACAAGAUGCUGGGAGGCAUAACCAGCGCUGUGUCUCUUCGACGAUGUUUUUAUCUGUCAGCAACAGUUUUUGUCCUCUCGACGCUCAUGGCAAUGGCAAUAAUAAUAAAAUUAUCACCCUUGGAGUCGGUUAAGUGCCGGCAGCCGAGGGUUUUAACAACUCCGACUUUGGAGUGGAGUAGCACAGCGCCGGUGGCUUCAGUGGGGAACAACGCCGGCCCCAGUGAUAUUGCCAAGAGCAAUCCUGAUGAUGGCGAUGGCGAGGGGAGUCAGAGGGAGCUGAAUGAGAAGAGGUAUCUCGAGAUGAGGGAGAAGAAUAUACAGAAUAAAAUAUCGAGGCUCUCCUGGAAGAUGAAGAAUAAAAAUCUACCCAUGGUUUAUCACAAUGCCACGAGCAUUGAGAUUAAUUACAAUGUUCAUGUGUUUUAUUAUGCCUGGUAUCGGUCUUUGGAGUACGAUAGGGUGUGGAAACACUGGGAUCACGAGUACCUGCCGAAUUGGAAGAAAAAUGAUAGGAGGGUGUUUCGGGAGGGGAGGCACAGGCCACCAGCGGAUAUUGGGGCUAGCUAUUAUCCCAGUCUUGGGUGUUACAGCUCGAGAAAUCCACAGGUAAUUGAUCUCCAUAUGCGACAACUGAGGGAUGCUGGAGUGGGUGUGCUAGUUGUGUCUUGGACGCCACCAAAUACACCGGAUAAUACAGAUCCGGUGAUGCCCGAUCUGCUGAACGCGGCGCACAGAUAUAAUUUGAAGAUUGCACCACACAUCGAGCCCUAUCCUGGACGCAAUCCAAUUAAUCUUAUCGAGCAUAUAAGAUAUUUGUUCUCCAAGUAUUCGUCCCAUCCGGCACUACAUCGUGCGAGGAAAAGUAGAGAUGGGCCAGCCCUUCCCGUAAUAUAUAUUUACGAUUCUUACGUGUUUCCAUCGAGUGCAUGGUGGGAGCUCCUAUCGGAGCGCGGAAAUCUCACCCUCCGUGGUACCGAAAUUGACGCUAUAUACAUGGGUCUUCUAGUCGAUUCCGCCCACCGGAGUCACAUUAAAAAAUCACGUUUCGAUGGGUUUUACACAUACUUCGCUGUGAACGGAUUCAGUUAUGGAAGUACCUGGAAAAACUGGAGGGAGCUCAAUAAGUUCGCCAUACAGAAUGGCUUGCUGUUCGUACCGAGUUUGGGGCCGGGUUAUAUAGACACACAGGUACGUGCAUGGAAUGGUGAGAAUACGAGACACCGUAAACACGGUCAAUACUACAGUGUUGCGUGGAAAAGUGCGAUAAAAAGUGGUGCUAACGUUGUAUCAAUAACAUCAUUCAAUGAAUGGCACGAAGGUACACAAAUUGAGCCAGCUAAACCAGUGAGCAAUAAAGACUUCACUUACCUGGAUUACGAGCCAGAGGGUUCGGAUUUCUACCUGAACCUGACAAAGUCGUGGGUCCAACAGUUCACCGACAGAAAUCAUCGACUAUGAACAUUGAUCUAGCUUAACUCAUGACUUUGUACAAUUUACAAUUCAACCUCUGAGUAUCCACGAUUCUUCAUAGAGACUAGAGAUGUUUCAUGCGUGCAUUUCAUCACGAAUACUCUUAUUUACUUUUCAUUAAUAAUUUAUUCUUAAUUAAACGAUAAACAGAAAUGUUAACGCAUUGAUUCUGUGAUACAUAUUGCUGUGUAUUUAUGGUGCAUUCACGUAGAAUAACGUCGGCACACAGUAACAAACAGUGCAUACAAACAAUUUAUGCAUUUUUAAUUGAUUAAUAUAAAAAAAUUAGUUAUAUUAAAGACUCUCUGAUCAAAAUGAAGGAUAAUUAUUCGCACAAAAAAAUAAUGUAGUAUGCAUUCAGCAUGCGGACAAUAAGCGGCGGUUCUCGAGUAUAAUAUCCCUUACUUUACAGGGUAAUUAUUUAUUAAUCCUUUAUGGCAACUUAAAUAAUUGAAUAAGGAACGAAAUGAUAUUACUACGAUGUACUUGAACGUAUUGCAUGUGUGAAUCAAGCAAAUAAUUUUUAAUGAGGGUGUAUACAAUUUAUAUAUUAUUAUACAUAUAGACGAGAUGAAAAAUAAGUGGAUGAAAAACUUUUGAAAUAAUUCACACUUGGAGCAUUUUUAACGAAUAAAUAAAGCCCCACAUAUCAACGUAUCCCAUGUGAAAACAAUUUCACGCUGGUUGUAAUAAUAAAAUCUAUCAUUUUAAAAAAUAUUUGAUUUUUCAAAAUCAUUCUUAUUCACGAACAAAGACAAUACACUUUGAGUUUAUAAUAAUUAGUAUUUAAAUGUGGAUCGUAGAGUAAAACUUUCAAUAAAAUUGUCAUUAUCUAUUUCUUAUUUAUUUAUGACGUUGACUUACUCUACUUAUAGUAUAAGUAAACAUAUAGAACGAGAUGUAUGUACAUGUAAAGUUGCAUUUAUCUUGGCAAUUUCGUUAUUCUCGUGAAGAAAUAAAAUAAUAAGUCUGAAACAAUCGACUUACUCCUUUCUUACAUAAUUACAUUAUCGUCACUCAUUCUAUGUGAUUAAGUUCCCCCCCGAGCAGUCUCAGUAAAACCAAUUUCUAUUUAUAUCUGUAUGUACACACACAUAUACAUCAGGUGUAUCAUCAAUCACGUAAAA
Molecule: messenger RNA, 3154 nt
Organism: Diachasma alloeum
Lineage: Eukaryota; Metazoa; Arthropoda; Insecta; Hymenoptera; Braconidae
Product: glycoprotein endo-alpha-1,2-mannosidase-like protein
Exons: 4
Coding region: 561-2015 (484 amino acids)
Cellular component (GO): Golgi apparatus
Molecular function (GO): alpha-mannosidase activity
Source: RefSeq, a predicted model, not a curated record